GCAGCAUCUCCUUUCCUUCAGCGUGAGCGGGGAUGAGGGGACCAACUUUGCUGGUUCAUUUAAUUUUUAUUGCUGGCAGUCGAUUUAAUUUGUAUGAAUUUCACCCCGUUAUUAUUUUAGGUCACUUUAGUUGUUGGCUUUUUAAAAAAAUUGCGUUAGUGGUUGGGGGAGGGGAGUUGUGCGCGUGAGUAAUAUUGUUAUAAGCUGCUUUGUCUACAAGGUUCCUGUGUAAAUGGGACAAACUGGAAAUAAUAAUAAUAUUUAUUGGACCAUGGGGAAUUCAAUCACAGUUCAUCUAGAAAUUGCUGGGUUUAGUUGGUAGGGUCAGAAGUUCCGAAAAUAAUGGGGGUAGUGUCUGGUGUUUCUGUUGUACUUGCCCCCUUGGCGAAACGAGGCAAAGAGCAGGUAGACCCUGUAAAUAGGAGAACUGGUAAAUUUCUUUGGCUGGAGCUGGGAUGUCCUGCAUUCAGGGAUGGCUCUCAAUAUAAAGGACAACACUUUGAAAUCAAACAGCACUUGGGAAAAGAAUAUGAAUGGGGGCUUGCCAGAGAAGACAGCUUUGUGAAGGGUGGGCAGCAGUGCCUUCAUUCACCAGGAACAAAAAAAAAUGUGCUAAGGAUGAUCAUGAAAUCUAUCCCAUUUUCUCUUCAUCCAGCAGACAGAGAAGUGGAGUGGGUGGGAUAUAGGGAUGGCGAAAGAUACAGAAAGAAAGAGAUCCGGGCUAUGGCAAGCACAGCCCACUCAUGGCCAGCCUAGGAUGCAAAUCUGCUUGUUCCUUUUUGCCUGCCGGGAGACAGAAACUAGCCAAGGCUGGGUGGAGCGUCUGAUUCCUGAAGCUGGUCAAAACACUUCUAGCUCUUUGUCUUCCCUCAGGGUACAUCUGUUUGGUCCUCGCUCUUUGGUUUCCUCAGAACUGGGGGACAGCAUUUUGAAUUGGGAGGCCAGUCAUCAGUUCAACUAGCUGCAGGCUGUUUCUGUUGAAUCAUACUUCAGUGCCUGAUGAUGAGUCGUGGAUAUUCUGAAAACAAUAAUUUCCCUUAUGACACUAAUCAAAUGGUUUUGGACAUGAUCCUCUGCUCUUUAAUUGGGGUUCCUCAGCCUAUCAACUGGGAAAGUGUGGCAAGGCUAGUGCCAGGCUAUUCAUCCAAAGAAUGUGCAAAAAGGUUUGACGAAUUGAAAAGCAGUGGAAAUUCUCCAGUUGAUAACCAUUAUAAUCCACUAAUGGCCAGUGGUGGAAGUCCUGUGGAAACACUAGCCACUUAUAUAAAAUCCUCACUUCUUGAUGCCCAGGGACAGUUACAGGCGCCUCCUAGAGAACAAGAUGCUCUUUCUAUGAAUGGAAGGCCAAAUGUAGCUUCCUCAAGGAAUUGCUCUUCAGAAAGUGAGAAAUGCCCUGCACAUAAAAGUGGAGAAAAUGCUGAUGAAACGCAAGGGCCAAAUAUGGUGAUCCAUGUGUGUGAUGAAGCAAAAAAUCUGAAGCAAGAUUUUGUUUGCCCACGCGAUCUUUUGAUUUCUGAAAUGAAGUACUUUGCUGAAUAUCUGUCAAUGGAUGCCCAGCGCUGGGAAGAGGUGGACAUUUCUGUUCACUGUGACGUUCACAUCUUUAACUGGUUGAUAAGAUAUGUUAAAAGGAACACUAAGGAGUAUGAGGUGCAUGAAAUCCCUGCCUUAGAGCCAAGCAAUGUCAUUUCAAUUCUCAUCUCCUCAGAAUUCCUGAAGAUGGAUUCCUUGGUGGAAAAAUGCAUUCACUAUUGCCACAAAAAUAUGAGCGCUAUCGUAGCCACGCCAUGCAACAUGAACUGUAUCAAUGCUAAUCUCCUGACACGCAUAGCUGAUCUCUUCACACAUAACGAAGUGGAGGAGGUGAAGGACAAGAGAGAUAAAUUUAAGAGCAAACUGUUUUGCAAGAAGAUAGAAAGGUUGUUCGAUCCCGAGUACCAGAAUCCAGAUUCUCAGGGCAAUGCAGCAACACUAUAUAGGUGCUGUUUGUGUAAGAAACUUCUAAUUAAGGAAACAGAAAGAAGAAUCCCAUGUAUUCCCGGAAAGAUCAACGUGGAUCAGCAUGGAAAUAUUAUCUAUGUUCACAUAAGAGACAAAUCUUGGGAAAUCCAUGAAUACUUGCUGAGUCUUUUCGAAGAACUGAAAUCUUGGCGAGAUGUGUACUGGCGUCUUUGGGGAACUAUCAAUUGGCUGACCUGUUCGAGAUGUAAUCAAACAUUCCUCUGUACUGAAUUUUCACAUUGCCGGUAUCACACUCAGCCAGUUCUCUACCCGGGCGUGGCAAGUGCUCUUGGUUCCUCUGGCACUGGAGUCUAUUCCUGCUGUAACCAAAAGGUUCUUAGAUUUGAUCCUGCUCCACUUCCAAAAGGGUGUAAAGUGAGGGAUCAUGUGAUCGGUCUCCCUGCUGGAGGCGAAGGUGGGGAUGCUAUGCCAUAUCGGAUUGCCAAGAUACUGAAAGACCUGUGUCAGCAUAGAAAUGUCAUAGUUGUGCCUUUUGAAAAAGAUCAAAACAGUGAUUCUGGAAUUGGGCUGUGUGAAGAGAAGAGUAUUGAAUGUGAUGUGCUUUUGGAGCCAAAUUCACCGUGGGGUCCCAAAACAGGAGAAAUUAAUGCUUUCCUGUCUCUGAAAAACUGGACUCUGCAGCUGAAACAGCAGUUGUUGCUCUCGGAAGAUGAUGAGUAUACAACCGGGUCUGAGGUUACUGAGGAUGAAGUAGGUGAUGAAGAGGAAGUGUACAAGAAACCAGGAAGAAAAGAGAGGCCAAAGAAGUUAACCAAACAGCCAAAGAAGCAAGGGUCUUCUCCCAGCAUCCAAAAGAAGGAAAAGGUAUUAGAGAAGUCUAACUCUCGAGAUGCAUCUCCUUUCAUUGUGAGCAUGCAGCAGAGUAAAUGGGAUGCUUCCAGAUCACUGAGGUUCAACCAAGAUGCUCAAAGGGAAGAAGAUCAACGGAGAAUGGCUGAGACAACCGGACACCUAAUAAAAAUGAGGCUGGGAGAACUUGACCGAGCAAAAUCAAAAGAGAACAAAGAAUCUGCAGCUGGAAUUUAUGCAAGGCUCGAAGCUCAGAUCAGAGCAGCAGCGCAAGUCAACACUCGCCAAAACAUCCCAGAAAAAAACUUAAGGUCUAAAAACCGCUUUGGCCAAGGCCGUCCAACAUAACAAAGAACCUUACUCCAGAACAGAAGCCAAAGCACUUUCUGCCUCCUCGGACUGCACUGGACUUCUGCUCUCGGGGACACAUCUUCCUAAAGCUUUGAAGUUCCUUAUUUAUUACCAUGUGCCAUGCAAUUUUUUUAUUCUGUUUCAAUGGGUGAAUGCAGAUUUUCUCGUAUGCCUAAGUUGUAAAUAUGCUGUUUCUUGUUUGAAACAGAAGGGUUUUUUUUUGGCAAAGCAAUGGUACAUUUAUAAAUGUCGCAGAAAGACUUUGAAGUGCUCACUUCAUUGAGGAGAGUUGGGGAGAGGCACUAAGGAUGGGUGAAUUUCGUAUGCAUGUGGUGCUGCUGCAUUUUGAGUUAACCAGCUGAUACUCGGUUGCAUCUGUCUUCAUUAUGUCUUGUGUUUGUAUUGAAGGGCUAGUGCUGAUCUAGCGAUGCUGGAACUCACGUAAUCUAGUUAACUGGCUGUUGUGGGCUUUCUGGGCUGUGUGGCUGUGGUCUGGUAGCUUCAGCUCAUAAUGUUUCGCCCACCUCUUUCAGGUGAAACGCUAGCAGCCAAACCUACCAGACUAUGGCCACAAAGCCCAUAAUACCCAGAACAGCCAGUUAAUUCUGGUAAUGAAAGCCUUUGACAAUACAAUCUAGUUAAAGUUUGCACUGAGCUGGACGGCUGGGCUUUUGAGAUGCUGCUCUUUUUCUCACCCUAGGGAGAUAUUCUAGGUUCCGAUAAGCAACUUCUUUACCACUGUCUGCUGUAAUUUCCUUGAAACUUGAUUUAUUUCUGCAGUAAGCCAUGCCCAGUGUACAAUGCAAUAGUGUUGCCACAUCCAGCCCCUGGGGGCCAUGUUCAAGGUGCUUCCAGUUACCAGCUUUGGCACCUGUAGUGCUCAAAACAGGAAUGCUUCUGGAAAAGCUGGGGCUGCAGCAUCUACGGCACCCAGUGUGUAUCCUGCAGUAAGGGAGCAAUAUGGGCCAAACUGAAAUAUAGAAUAUGCACUCCAACAGUGAAAAAAUAGCUUGUUUGUAUUUUAAGUCCUUAGAUUUCAUGUCCUUCGCCUAAAAGAAAGUUAAAACAAAUAAGCUCAGCAGAGACCAAUUAGCUCCCCAAAAUUAGACUCAAAAUGUGUCACAAAAAAGUGUCUGGCAGCUCCUUCUGCCCCCCCACCCUCCCUUUGCAAAGGAAAAUCUCAACAUUCUUGGUCAACUUGUUCUGAUCAACCUGGAACAGCUUGUGAAAACGUGAAUCUUGUCCUUGCUGUGGAUACUUACACAGUGAGGAUAAUAUCGAAGAACUGCAGCAAAGGGAAAAACAGUUUGUCUGAUGCAUCCUAAAAGUAUUUAAACUGAGAAAUCAAACAUUAGACUUACCUGUAUGAGCUUAGCAGGAGGACAUCCCUGAGUGAGUUGCUGUCAGUGGGAGGACAGUCUUGAGUAACUCUUCCAAUCUGUUCCAAGGGGCAGGCAAGGCCAGAAAAGUACUGACAGAGUUCUGAUCGGAGUAGUGGGAGAGGCUUUCCAAUUUCGGGAUGUACCAAAGUGUACAGAGGCCUGCAUGUAUGAACAACCACCUGCAUGUAAAAUAGCUUUUAAAAUUGCAUCUCAAACGAAAUAAAGAGUAACAGAAAAAAAAAGGAGAAGAGGCAGCCCUAGCACUUAGCCUGUACUUGCUGAAACUCUGAAAGAUGCCUGUGGACAGUGAUGAUCCUGUGAGGGAACGGGUGCACUUCCAGCUGCCAUGUUCUUGCUCAGCCACUAGACAAGUGACCCUCGUAAAACAUCCUACAGCUAGGAUGCAUCCCACAGGGGGCACCUUCCUGAGCCACUGGGAUGCGUCAUAGCUGUAGGGAUGUUUUACAAGGGUCACUUGUCCAGUGGCUGAGAAAGAACAUGCUGAUGGACUGGCCUCCUGAACACUGCAUCUGAGGAUGCCCAGGUAGCCAGUGGUCUUUAUACCUCACAAAAAUAAGGCAGCCCUACAAAGUCCAUUUGCUGGGCUGGUGAUGGGGAUUUGCAGUGACUCCCUGCCUGAGCCCUUGCAAAGCUGCUGCUAGACAGAGUAGGUAACACUAAGCUGGACCAAUCACGCCUCUUAGCAAAGGGGAUUUCACAUGCUCACAGGAGUAUAGCUGCAGCAUAGCUCUGUGGAUGAAUGUGCCAAAAACGAGCAAAGUGCUGCUGCUCAACUCUGGCUUGUCUUUCUAUUAUCACAGUGAAAAGUUGACAGUGGAGCAAAAAGGAAUUGUAUUUUCAUCUGUAUGUGAAGACAUUUUAGUGGGCAUUUAAUUUUGCUCAAGAACUGCAGAAUGUCCAUUCAUACAUUUUACAACUUAAGUGAAUUGAUGCGGUAGGUGCGUUAGUCCCAAACUAAUCACAACACUAAGGGAAGGAACGUGCUAAUGGUACAUACCACAAUUUUAUUAUUUGGUUUGCUGUGAGCUUUAAAAAAAAAUAUACACAUCUCUCAUGUAGCAGAAAGUCCUAAUUAUGAAUGGGCCUUUCCACACCUAAUGUCUUAUUUUGUCUUUUAUCAAGUACACUUUUUAUUCCUGUCUCUUUGAAAUAAAUGCCUGAUGAAUACA
Molecule: messenger RNA, 5734 nt
Organism: Sphaerodactylus townsendi
Lineage: Eukaryota; Metazoa; Chordata; Lepidosauria; Squamata; Sphaerodactylidae
Gene: SANBR
Product: SANT and BTB domain regulator of CSR
Exons: 22
Coding region: 1000-3159 (719 amino acids)
Source: RefSeq, a predicted model, not a curated record